AUGGCCGACGCCACUGUCUCUGAGCCCGUCCCUGUGCCUGAUUUCAGCAAGGACCCAGGGCUUCCCGAGAAGGUGACCACGAUCCCCCUCCCCGCGGAUGAUGCAUCGCCAACUGCCUCGCCGGAUCAGAACGGACAUGCUGAUCGUGAUAUCAAAUCGACAGGCAUCAAUGGCAGUACCGCGAAUGGUCAUAACAAUGGCUCCCUGAGGCACAGAAUAAAUGGUGGCGCCAAGUCAUAUGCCGCCGCCGUAGCUGAUGAGGACUCGGACUUGGGCUCUGACGAUUUCCCAAGCAGCGCUCAUCAUAAUGGCCCCAUGAAGAUGCCUCCCCCGGGCGAGGCAAGCUACCCAGACUAUGAGCAGGAAGCUUGGCAGGCUGGGGGCAUUCGAUUUGCGCCGAUCAAGAUCCCCUUCAUUCGACGAAUGCAGACUGCUGCUGUGCUCUUCCACUGCAUGUCCAUUGUAUCAUUUGUAUCCGUCUUCUGGUUCACUUGCGCAAACCCUCUGGCUUGGCCCAUUCUCCUCCCAUAUCUCAUCCAUCUCUCUGUUUCUACUGCUGCCUCGAAUGGCCGCUUAUCUUUCCGCUCCGAGUAUUUGAGGUCUCUUCCGUUGUGGAGGCUGUUCGCGAGCUACUUUCCAAUGAAGCUUCACAGGACGCAUAGCCUGUCGCCCAAGAAGAAAUAUAUCCUUGGGUAUCAUCCACACGGCAUCAUCUCCCAUGGAGCUUUUUGCGCUUUCGCUACCAAUGCCUUGGGGUUUGCGCAAAAGUUCCCCGGCAUCACCAAUACCUUACUAACGCUGGAAUCCAACUUCAAACUUCCAUUCUACCGGGACUGGAUCCUGGCCUUGGGCAUGGGCUCCGUGUCAAGAGAAUCCAUCACUAACCUACUUACCACGGGUGGCCCAAAUAACGACGGUACAGGCCGCGCUGUGACGAUUGUCAUUGGCGGAGCUCGCGAGUCGCUCGAGGCUCAGCCAGGGACUCUACGACUUGUUCUUCACAACCGCAAGGGCUUCGUCAAGAUGGCGCUGCGCACCGGCGCGGACCUCGUCCCCGUGGUGGGUUUCGGGGAGACCGAUUUGUACGAUCAGCUCAGCCCGAAGACACACCCAAUGGUCCACAAGUUCCAGAUGGUCAUCUUGAAGGUCUUCAAAUUUACGUUGCCUGCUCUACACGGCCGGGGUGUUCUCAACUACGAUAUUGGACUGAUGCCCUAUCGACGACCAGUCAAUAUCGUUGUCGGAAAGCCCAUUGAAGUCGGCCAAGCCUAUGGUGCCCAACCUCCACAGGAAGAGAUUGAUCGCCUUCACGAGCUUUAUAUCCAGGAAGUGGAAAGGUUAUGGGACGCAUACAAGGACAAGUUUGCGCCUAGUCGAAGUUCCGAACUUGAAAUCAUUCAUUAG
This is a messenger RNA of Clonostachys rhizophaga, 1404 nucleotides long. The record is from the annotation of a GenBank genome assembly. Lineage: Eukaryota; Fungi; Ascomycota; Sordariomycetes; Hypocreales; Bionectriaceae.